CUAGGAGAGCCUUGGUCGGCGGCGGGCAGAGGGCGGCGUGUGCCGUCGAGAGUUUCGAGCCAGCCGGGCUGCGGCUCCGCUGAGGGGCCGGCGGGCGGAGUGGGCCCGGAUCCGGGAGGCUUGAGGGGACGCGCCGGGGCGGCGAGGCUCGCGGCCUGAGAUGUCUCAAGUGUUCUGAAGGAGAAAACAAAAAGCAGGAGAGCAGGGUGGUAGAAGCAGUUCCCAGAGGCCAAGAAAGACCUGGGAAGGAGGGAGACAAAGGCUGCAAAACUUAACCUCUGUGGUGCCCGUAGAGCCCCAGUCUGUAGUGUUACAUGAGGAAGGAAGCGACAGCACGCACCGCACGGUGAACCUGGCUUUCUAACGGAGACCAAGAGAAGGAACAUGACAUUUGGUGCUGGUGGACUUGCUUCAGAUUCAUGCCUUUUCAUUUGCUAAUUUUUUGAGUUGGGAGCAUCCCUGAAGAUGUCAACACUGAGGAUUUGGCUAACACAAGCUUUGCUUAUUUUUUUCACCACUGAAUCUAUAGGUCAAAUUGUGGAACCAUGUGGUUAUAUCUACCCCGAGUUUCCGGUUGUACAGCGUGGCUCUAACCUCACUGCCAUUUGUGUGCUAAAGGAAAAGUGUCUCCAGCAGUACGACGUGAAUGCUAGUUUCAUCGUAUGGAAGACAAACCAUGUUGCUGUUCCCAAGGAGCAGGUCACCGUCAUCAACAGAACCACGUCUAGUGUCACCUUCACAGACAUGAUCCUCCCGACGGUCCAGCUCAUCUGCAAUGUCUUGUCAUUUGGGCAGAUCGAACAGAACGUGUACGGAACCACCGUACUUUCAGGCUUUCCCCCAGAUAUACCUACAAAUUUGAGUUGCAUUGUGAAUGAGGGGAAGAAUAUGCUGUGUCAGUGGGACCCAGGAAGGGAGACAUUCCUGGAAACAAACUACACGUUGAAGUCCGAGUGGGCAACAGAAAAGUUUCCUGAUUGUCUAACAAAGCAUGGCACCUCGUGCAUGGUUAGCUACCCUCCUAUCUAUUUUGUCAACAUUGAAGUCUGGGUGGAAGCAGAAAAUGCCCUCGGGAAGGUCUCAUCAGAGGGUAUCAAUUUCGAUCCCGUGGAUAAAGUGAAACCCAGCCCACCACAUAAUUUAUCAGUGAGCAACUCAGAGGAAUUAUCCAGUAUAUUAAAGUUAACGUGGAUCAAUUCAGGUUUUGGCAGUUCUUUAAGGCUGAAAUCCGACAUUCAAUAUAGGACCAAAGAUGCCUCAACUUGGAUCCAGGUCCCUCUUGAAGAUACAGAGUCUCCCCGAACUUCCUUCACCAUCCAGGACCUUAAACCUUUCACAGAGUAUGUGUUUAGGAUCCGCUCCAUAAAGGAGGACGGCAGAGGCUACUGGAGCGACUGGAGUGAGGAGUCAAGUGGGGUCACGUAUGAGGACAGCCCAUCCAAACCGCCGAGUUUCUGGUAUAAGAUAAGUCCACCCCAUACUCCGGAAUCUAGAACUGCACGGCUCAUAUGGAAGGAAUUACCUCUUUCUGAAGCCAAUGGAAAAAUCUUGGAUUAUGAAGUGACUCUUACACAGUGGAAAUCAUUUUCACAAAAUUACACAGUUAAUGGUACAGAAUUGAUAGUAAAUCUCACAAAUAAUCGCUAUACAGCAUCUCUAGCAGCAAGAAAUAAGGUUGGCAAAUCAGAUCCAGCUGUCCUCACCAUCCCCAGCUCCCACUUCAAAGCCUCUCACCCUGUAGUGGAUCUUAGCGCAUUCCCAAAAGAUAAGAAGCUCUGGGUAGAAUGGACUCCUCCACCAAAGCCUGCGAAGAAAUACAUAAUCGAGUGGUGUGUGUUGUCAGAUAACUCACCCUGUGUCCCAGAUUGGCAGCAGGAAGGUGGCGCCGUGACACAGACCUACUUAAGAGGAAGCCUCCUGGAGAGCAAGUGUUACCUGAUCACCGUGACUCCGGUGUUCUCCAGUGGACCCGGGAGCUCCGAGUCAGUAAAGGCCUACCUCAAACAGGCUGCACCUUCUAGAGGACCCAUUGUUCGCACAAAGAAAGUGGGGAAAAAUGAAGCUGUCUUAGAAUGGGACCAGCUUCCUGUUGAUGAACAGAAUGGAUUUAUUAGAAACUACUCUAUCUCUUAUAGAACCAUCAUCGGAAAUGAAAUCGUUGUGCAUGUGGAUUCUUCCCACACAGAAUAUACACUGUCCUCCUUGAGUAGUGAUACGCUGUACAUGGUCCAAAUGGCAGCAUACACAGAUGAGGGUGGAAAAGAAGGUCCGGAAUUCACUUUCACAACACCAAAGUUUGCUCAAGGAGAAAUAGAAGCCAUAGUCGUGCCCGUGUGCCUAGCAUUCCUCCUGACGACUCUUCUGGGCGUCCUGUUCUGCUUUAAUAAACGAGACCUAAUUAAAAAACACAUCUGGCCUAAUGUUCCAGAUCCUUCAAAGAGUCAUAUCGCGCAGUGGUCACCUCAUACCCCCACAAGGCACAACUUUAGCUCCAAAGAUCAAAUGUAUUCGGAUGGCAAUUUCACUGAUGUGAGCGUUGUGGAAAUAGAGGCCAACAACAAAAAGCCUUGUCCGGACGAUCUGAAGUCCCUGGACCUGUUCAAGAAGGAGAAAGUGAGCAUGGAAGGCCACAGCAGCGGCAUUGGGGGGUCUUCCUGCAUGUCGUCGUCCAGGCCCAGCAUCUCCAGCACCGAGGAGGCGGGGUCUGCUCAGAACACCGCGAGCACCGUGCAGUACUCCACCGUGGUGCACAGCGGCUACCGGCACCAGGUCCCCUCCGUGCAGGUCUUCUCCAGGUCCGAGUCCACCCAGCCCCUGCUGGACUCCGAGGAGCGGCCCGACGAGCUGCAGUUGGCGGAUCCUGUGGACGGCAGUGAGGAGGUUUUGCCCAGGCAACAGUAUUUUAAACAGAACUGCAGUCAGCCUGAAACCAGUCCAGAUAUUUCACAUUUUGAAAGGUCGAACCAAGUGUCGUCGGGCAGUGAGGAGGAUUUUGUCAGACUGAAGCAGCAGCAGGUCUCAGGUCGCAUCUCUGAGCAGCGGAGGCUGUUUCCGGAAGGCCCUGCAGCAGAUGCUCUUGGCCCAGGAACUGAUGGACAAGUAGAGCGGUUUGAACCGGUUGGAAUGGAGACAGCGAUGGAUGAAGAAAUUCCCAAGAGUUACUUGCCACAGACUGUAAGACAAGGUGGCUACAUGCCACAGUGAAAGACUGGCCUGCGCAGCCUCAGCAGGUCCUGUGAAGGGAAGCUAAAAUCCUCGUCUGUGACGUCAGAUGGAAAAUCAGCUUCACUCCUGAAAAUUAUCAUUGCCCCUGAGGACACAGUCACAAGGGGCACCUCCGUUCCGGAUGUCUGGGAUUCUCCUCCAAGCACUACAUGAACUGACUUCAUCCUCUAAACAGCUGAAGGACUCUGUUUCGGGAUGUCUGCACUGAACAAAGUGUGUCUGGGAUUUAGAAAGCUUUUUGUUUUGCUCCACAGAAAGCAGAAUUCUAAUGAGCCGAGGCGUAGUACAACGUGCUGGUUUAAUAAGACUGGUCACCCAGAUGCCAGGAGCAAAGGUCUAGCCCCUCUUCAGCCAGCAGCAUCAUUUAAAAGUGCCAUGGCGCCGACUGUCCAGAUUUUGUCGUUUGGCAAAAGAAAUAGUGAGGCCGGGUUCGUUUCUGGUUCUCCGGUUAGAGAACACUGCCUGCCUCCUGCUGUUUUAUCAGUGCUGCCAGUUGUUACUGAAGGAAAGGAUAAACUUGAAAAAUGAGCCACAGACAAGUUCCCAUUUUCUCACUAUUACCCCAGACCUCUCACAACUCUGCUCAUUGAUAACCUCUUUAAAGUGAAUUUCACCAACCCUGUCGAGGGCGCUGAUAGGGCUAGCAGUGAACUCCAGCUGUAAACCAGCUCAAGCAUUUGCAAAAUUGCUAUGUAAGCUGCUGACAGGUUUUUGAAUGCACACAGACACCAGGACAGAUGAUUCCAAAGGCUGGUUGAGGAAGCACUUUAUACAGUAUGCAUUCAGCUCAAAAUGAUUUUAAUUGACUCCACCUUGUUUUUAUUUUCAAGAAUAGCAAGGUGUUUACUGAAGGACAGCAUUCACCACAGCCCCAAGCAGAACCCCAGAACACAAGCCAUCUUAAUGGCUGCCACAGUGGCUGAGGGCCUUGUCGAAUGGAGCUGAAGAAGCUGUAGGGUUUUGUAGAGUUUGCUGGGUGGGGAUUGAACCCAUGGCCUUGUACAUGCUAGACACUCUACCACUGAGCUCCCCACCCACACAUCUCAUUAUGUUGUUUAGGCUCAAGUGAUCCUCCUGUCCCAGCUUCCUGAGUACCUGGGACUUGGGGUGUGUGCUGCCACACCCAACAAGAGAUGGCAUUUUUAAUAUCUGCCAUUGCUGAGGUAGAGUUUUACAUGUGACUUAGGAGUAUCUUAAACCUAGUCCUUCUGGUUGCUUUGUGAAGGGACAGUCCAGGCAAUCCAGGGGUUAGGACUAAAGCCAUUAAUGUAUUUGUGCCUAACUUCCCAGUGUGACCUGGCCAGGGGCUAAAGGGAGAAGCUGAGUGGACAGGAAGGGACUUCUUCUCCGUUUGUGGCCGGUCACCACUAAGUGUGCUCACAGGAGAAGUUGGGAAGUUUCAGAGCAUGGGCACACUUGAGUAGUUCUAGCAAAAGGCUACGAAAAAUGAUACUCGUUAAGUUGGAUGCAGUUUUACCUUUUACUCUCAGAAUGUUGUUUAUAUUAGAUUUGCUGAUAUAUGUUAUCAUUUCUAUUUUUAUAAUAGCUAAUACUUUUCUGAGUCCCUUCACAUGUAUAAUCCUUGUGAGACAGUAGACACUUUGUUCCAUAUUUUUGUUUAUAUUCAGUUGCCCACUUGGCAAAACCAACAUGAAACUGAGAAAAUGGCAGAAUUGAAAGUAGAUGAUGAAAAGUCAGGAGCAGAGAGGUCAGGUAGGGUCAGAGACCAGAAUUCACACUACAGAGCAGUGGCGUGAUCACAUUCAAGCUGGACCUCAAAGCCUGGUCCAGAUCAAGACUGAAUUUUCUAUGUAUGUAUGUCAAGAAAUUAACACGUGUAAAUGUUUCGUUUUCUCACAGAGGUAGUCUAGUCAUGUUGCUGUAUUCAUGUUUAGCUAUAACCUUCCUCACAUUGAAUAGUGGUGCUGUGAACAUUGUAGUGUGACGUCUGCACUGGGGGGUGGGGGGCAAUUAUCCAGUGUGAGUUUAUGAAUGCGCAUGAGAGACCAUUGAAGGAAGACCUCAAUGAAGCAAGUUUGCAUGUUGAAUCGCAUUCAGAAAAUGUCCCAGUGAGCCAGUGUCCCCACCAACGGAGAUGGUAGUGUGGCCACUGCAUGAAAACUCAUUCAGGAAAUGUAUAAUGGAUCAGCUUUGCCCUGAGAGAGAAAAACCAAUCCUAAAACUUGUCUUAAAUACAGACUUUGCUGCAGCAUGUUUUAGAAUAAUCUGGAUGCAUGUACCUUGUAUUUUAGGUAGGCAAAGAAACUAUUCUGGCUUCUUUGUGUAAAACCAGUCUAAUAAAGCUAGUGUGUAGUUACUCUUUAA
Messenger RNA from Peromyscus californicus insignis, 5550 nucleotides. RefSeq names its product interleukin 6 cytokine family signal transducer (gene Il6st). Gene Ontology annotation, cellular component: external side of plasma membrane; signaling receptor complex; membrane. The record is from RefSeq and is a predicted model, not a curated record. Gene Ontology annotation, biological process: cytokine-mediated signaling pathway. Gene Ontology annotation, molecular function: cytokine binding; cytokine receptor activity. The transcript is spliced from 18 exons. NCBI's taxonomy places the organism in Eukaryota, Metazoa, Chordata, Mammalia, Rodentia, Cricetidae. Bases 466 to 3204 code for a protein of 912 amino acids.